This is a messenger RNA of Podarcis lilfordi (Lilford's wall lizard), 461 nucleotides long. Lineage: Eukaryota; Metazoa; Chordata; Lepidosauria; Squamata; Lacertidae. The record is from the annotation of a GenBank genome assembly.
GUUGCUCGCAAGUCGUUCCUCUUUAAAGACUACUCCAGUCGGCGUGUCAGUCAGUCCAGGCAGCGGCUGUGGGAGGAGCUCCUCGGGAGGAGGCUGGCGAGGCUGAGAGAGCCAGGGAAUGGAGCGGAGAAGAGCGCGUACAUGAGCGAAGAGGAGGUAGGCGCCGGGAGAGCGAGCGAGGCUGAGCAACUAAACUCCAUCUCAGCCUUAGCAGCAGAAGCAGCAGCCGCCGCCGCCGCCGCCGCUAUUGCUGCCAACCCAGAGAACGCUUCGCCGGUGUGUAGGAAGAGGGCUUCGGCAAGAGAAGAAGGCAGGCGAGAGCAUCGGGAGGCAGAUAAAGCUAGCCCCCGAAACUGCUUAAGCGCGCAAGUUCGUCUCUCUUAUUUCCCCGCCGAACUCUUAAGGAAUGAAAGCUUUUCAGACAGAUCUCGUCCUCCUCUGCUUCUUCCUCUUCAGUCAAG